Molecule: messenger RNA, 1175 nt
Organism: Lathyrus oleraceus (garden pea)
Lineage: Eukaryota; Viridiplantae; Streptophyta; Magnoliopsida; Fabales; Fabaceae
Product: protein MAIN-LIKE 2-like
Exons: 2
Coding region: 49-672 (207 amino acids)
Biological process (GO): meristem development; meristem maintenance
Source: RefSeq, a predicted model, not a curated record
UCAAACUAAUUUUUUUUAACUUUUUGGUGUAGAUGGUCGGCACGUGGUAUGAGUUACAACAGAUGUCCGAGACACUGUAUUACUCAGUAUCGCAACCUGUUGGAUCACCUUCGACCGACAGACUUCAUUUGGCGUCCAUACCUUAAUCUGGAUCAUGACCAUGAAGUCAACGCUGAAGACGCAGUCGUAUGGACAACAUGCACACCGAUAAUACGGUUCAUAACUGUAGAGAUGCAUAACACCGAUCGUGUGAAGCUGCAGUUCAGUAUGGUCCAGAAUAUCCCAGAUCCCCCAGUUAGCCUAGAAGAAUGGCAUAUGCGUAAAGUGAACGACCAAUGGAACUUCAACCCUUGGCAAACCUUCGCAAGAUCGGAGUGUCGCAAGUGGAAGCACCGUCAUGACCAUGUCUUAACUGACGCAGUCAUGUCAAAUGAGGUAAAACCAAGUCGUACUUAUAUGGCUUGGUACAGAUCGGUUGGUUUUCAAUUCAUCGCCGAAGAUAUGUACCUCUACGACCCACGCCAGGCAAGUUACACAAAAGAAGGAUCAACAUCUAACCCCCAACAACAUUCUCAGCCCGGUUACUCACAACCCCCUAUCCGUCAAACGUUCCGUUCCACAAACACACAAACAUACAACCAAAACAUGCCAUUCACCAAACCCCAAUACUAAGAACAUACCCCAUACCACCACCAACAAAUUGACCAUCAAUCUGAGACCCAACAUCGCUUCGCACCCACACCAUCACCCUACCAAAGUCGCCUUAGCCAAAACACCAACCGUCCCUCCUCCUACCGUAGCCAAGAAGCUAAAACAUCACAAAACCAAAACAUCCCACAACCCUAUCUCUACCAAACACCCCAACAACCUUUCCAACCUUUCCUAGACGCAUCAUUCACACCCAUGUCUCCCUUCAACCAUCCCGGUCACCCAUCUAUGAGUCAACCACAUCCCAACUUCUCUGACAUGGGUCAUGAGCUCAGCUACGGCGGUACACCAUCAUUGCAUACUGAAGACUAUGCUGAGUUGGCUGAAUACCUCAACGGACCUUCUCCUGUAGUUGGUAGUGACGCUCCUGGCCCCUCAGAUGAACAAACACCGGUGCAGAAUCGUCAACGUGGGUUAGGGUAGCUAGGGGAUGUGGGACCGGAGGUCGGUUAGGUGAUCCCGGUCAU